UCAUGGCGAACCCAGGAGGCCACGCUCACACGAGCUCCGAAUCAAAAUAUAGUUUUGAUAUAGUGUUCCUCAAACGAUUCCUGCGACUGUUUCGUCUUAUGUUCCCAAGAUGGCUGAGUGUCACAUCUCUGCUGAGUUUCUUUCUUCUUCUGCUGUCUCUUCUGGAGCAAGUGAUCAUCUACAACAUUGGACUCAUCCCCAGCAAAUACUACGUGGUACUGGGAGACAAGGACAUGGACGGUUUUCGUUCCAAAACAAUGACGGCAGUUUUGCUGAUUCUCGCUGAAGCUUUUAUGAAGAGCACCAUCUUGUUUGUUUCAUCGGUACUGUAUGUGACGUGGAGGAGCUUGUUGACUGUUGCUCUACAUCGUCGUUACUUCUACGACGUCAUCUACUACCGACUCAAUGUGCUGGACAAAGCUGUAGAUAACCCGGAUCAGAGAAUCACGCAGGAUGUGGACAAACUAUGCAAUUCCUUUAGUUUGAUAAUUGCCCCACUGAUUAUCUCCCCUUUCACCAUUGGUUACUAUGUAAAACAAGCUGCAGAUGGCACUGGGUACCUGGGUCCAGUGAGUGUGGUGGUGUUCUUCAUCUUAGCGACAAUCAUCAACAAGUUCCUCAUGUCCCCGGUGGUCAGGUUUGUCUUCCAGCAGGAGAGGAGAGAGGGGGACUUUAGGUUCAAGCACAUGCAGAUACGAGUAAAUGCUGAGUCAGCAGCUUUCUACAGGUCAGGGGCCAUUGAGGAGAAGAAAACCAACCAGAAACUCCAUGAUCUUAUCAAAGUCCAGCAUAAAUUGAUCCGCAGACAGUACGCUCUUAACUUUUCCAUCAAGGCUGCAGACUACCUGGGCAGUAUUCUAAGCUACAUCGCUAUUGCUGUGCCCAUCUUUGCUGGGAACUAUGACUCCUUGUCAGCAGCGGAACUGUCUGCUCUCAUCAGUAAGAAUGCAUUUGUGACCAUCUACCUCAUCAGCUGUUUCACCAAGCUGAUCGACCUGUCCUCUCAGGUCACCAACAUGGCUGGCAAUGCUCACAGGGUUGGUGAAUUGUUUGAAGUGCUGGGUCGGCUGAAGGAUGCACAGUCGGAGGACUACAGUUUUCUGGAUGAAACCACUCCCAGAGACUUCCGGGAUGAUUCAGCGGACACAGCAUCCCAGACAAACAUGGCGCUCAAGCUGCAGGAUGUCACAUAUGGUCCACCAAAGUCAGCCCGAAUAUUGUGUAGAAAUCUGAAUUUCCAGCUGGAGAGUGGGAUAAACAUCCUGGUUACGGGGGACAGCGGUUGUGGGAAGAGCUCACUGCUUCGGGUCAUCAAUGGCCUGUGGUCAAGCAUUACUGGACAUGUAUCCAAAGGACCUAAAGCUGUUUUCUACCUACCACAGAGGCCUUACUUCACUGACGGGACUCUCAGGGAACAGAUCAUAUAUCCAUUGAGGACCGAGGAAAGUGUUCAGUAUGAUGACAAGAUGUACCAGUAUCUAGAUGUGGUGGGUCUGCGAUGCCUUGUUGACAGGAUUGGGGGGCUUGAUGUUGCUGUAGACUGGAACUGGUACGAUGAGCUGUCUCCGGGAGAGAUGCAGAGGCUGGCCUUUGUCAGACUGUUUUAUCAUCAGCCUCCAUUUGCAGCGUUAGAUGAAUCCACGAGUCAGAUAGGUGUGAAUCUUGAGGAGCAGCUGUAUCGGCAGUGCAGCGAGCUGAACAUCACUGUAAUGAGUGUUGGACACAGAGAUAGUGUGCGGAAAUUCCAUGACAUGGAGCUGCACUUGGAUGGACAAGGAAGCUGGACCAUGACUCCGAUCGGGCAUGAUGUCAUUAACUCAUGAUGGUGAAUAUUGAAUGCCAGGAAACAACAGCCCCAAGGAAACAAUUCCAGCCAGACGUCUUUCAAGACCAGACACUUGAGAAUUAUUAUUUUAACAAAGUAUAGUUGACAAUCACAUCUUCAUUGUAUGUUCUUUUGUCUUAAAUGUUUGUUUUGUUGAAACAUUAAUUUAAUUUAUUAAAUAUUAGAUUUGAUCUGAAUUAAAUGUUAGUAUUGUUUCUCAAAAAGUGCUAUAAAUGUGUUUGUUGUCAUUAGUUUGGUUGUGUUUGUAUUUCUCGAUCUGUCAUUUAUUCCAAGGGCAUAAUAACUCGUAUAGCAGACCAGAUCACUUCAUUAUCCACAAACUUCAUGGAUAACUUCUUUUAUUUCGUGAUUGUGACGUUUCAAUACAGAUUCUUGUCCACUGUGCUGUUUGACGGUACAAGAAUCUGUAUCGAAACGGUGCACUCAAGAAUUGUAACAAGUUGUAAUAUAUACGUUUGUCAGUAUUGUACAUCUUGACUUCUAAAAUUUCACUCAAAGAAACAGAUCACUUCAAUAGAGAUAUCCCCUGGCAAAGCGUACUACCUUCUAUUUUGGAGACAACAAUGAUAACUCCAUUUUUAUUAAGAAUUUAAGUUCAUAAAUGUAUGAUCAUUUAUGUGAAAUAUGUUGUCAGUAUAUCACGUAACUGAUGAAAUAAGAAUAUUUGAUAGUUGCUGGUCUGACAGAAAUGUUAAUAUACGACUCAGAAAAGACAAUUCAAUUAUUUCACAUAACUGAAUUUCAUCUGCCAUGACAGAUUAAUUAUGGUGAUAUUAAAGAAUCAGAAGAUCCUUAAUAUUGUUUCAUCAGUAUAUGUGAAAAACAUAUCAGGAAGAUAAUUCAAGUGAGGCAUUACGAGUAUUUUUCAUUAUGUAUUUUGUCCUUGUUUGUUUAUCAGAUUGUUAGGGAGGAAGAUGCCAUUUUGUUAUUGAGAAAUGUGUUCUAGUCGAGUGUGAGAAAUUGUGAAACUGAGUCAAAUAUCUAUUUUUCUUCAUGAUAAACUUCCCCCACAUGGGUACAAUAUGUGAAGCCCAUUUCUGGUGUCCUCCGUCGUGAUAUUGCUGGAAUAUUGCUAAAAAGCGGCGUAAAACCAUACUCACUCACUCACUCAUGAUAAACAAGGCAUGGAAUGAAUGAUGUUACUGGUGCAAGCACUUCUGAGAACAAAGACCAUCCGGUCCUAGAAUGGACCAAGUUGCAGGAACUGACCAAACA
Molecule: messenger RNA, 3061 nt
Organism: Haliotis rubra (blacklip abalone)
Lineage: Eukaryota; Metazoa; Mollusca; Gastropoda; Lepetellida; Haliotidae
Product: lysosomal cobalamin transporter ABCD4-like
Exons: 18
Coding region: 3-1823 (606 amino acids)
Biological process (GO): long-chain fatty acid import into peroxisome; fatty acid beta-oxidation; peroxisome organization
Cellular component (GO): peroxisomal membrane
Molecular function (GO): ABC-type transporter activity; long-chain fatty acid transmembrane transporter activity; ATP hydrolysis activity
Source: RefSeq, a predicted model, not a curated record